Oryza sativa Japonica Group (Japanese rice) is the source of this 2946-nucleotide messenger RNA. The record is from RefSeq and is a predicted model, not a curated record. NCBI's taxonomy places the organism in Eukaryota, Viridiplantae, Streptophyta, Magnoliopsida, Poales, Poaceae.
GUAAAGAGUCGUGUAUAUAAAUCUAAGAUUGAAUUGCACUUUGACUAUCUUUCAUUAUCAAAGUUUUAAGUUGGACCACUCUUUAUCUAAUCAUUUUAGUUUAGACUAGUUAAUGUUACCUCUGUACUGGUUUAGACUAUCUCAGCUCACUUAUCUCUUCAUACCAACUAAUCCUAUAUUAAAGGUAUGGCCUACAUAUAGCUUCAGGAGGGGAAUUCCUAAUGUAAAAAAGCCGGUAUAAUGAAAACCAUGGAUAUACUACUCGAGAAGACGGAGGCAAUCCAAAUUACAACAAAUAUAAUUUUACUUAAUCCAAAGUAAAAAAUGUAUUAUUUAAAUAGUGGUAUAAAGUGAAAUUUUAGUAAUAAAAUUGAACUUUAAUUUACUCUACAUCCAAUUCAUAACCAAACUAAUCCGAAUAUAAUUAUGUGAGAAAAUUCUCUAUUAGAAAAAUAAAAAGAGUAAAAUAAAACUUGGAAAUCUCCCUUCCCAUCACCGCGGAGGCGCAGAUACAUUCGCCGCCGUCGCGCCACCACCGGCGGCGGCGGUAUGGCGGCCGCACCGCCGCCACGGAGGCUUGGCGCGCUCGCCAGCGCCGGCCUCCUCCACGGGAUCGACGCCCAGCUCCGACGCGUAGCUGAUUCACUAGAUCGAAUCCCUCUAAGCUGGAGAUUCCUGGUAUCAAGCUGGGCGAGGAUGAAGAUGUCACAGAAGAAGCGGUGCUGACCUCUUUGAAAAGGGCGAUUCGGCGUUAUUCUACUCUUCAGGCACAUGAUGGACACUGGCCUGGGGAUUAUGCUGGUCCCAUGUUCCUUCUUCCAGGCUUGGUUAUAGUACUGCAUGUGACUGGUGCACUAAAUACUGUGCUAUCAACAGAACAUCAAAAGGAGAUUCGCCGGUAUCUCUAUAAUCAUCAGAAUGAAGAUGGAGGCUGGGGGCUGCACAUUGAGGGCACAAGCACCAUGUUCUGUACUGUCUUGACUUAUGUUACCUUGAGAUUACUUGGAGACGAAUCAGAUGGUGGAGAUGGAGCCAUGGUGAUAGCUCGAAAUUGGAUUUUAGAUCAUGGAGGAGCAACUUUCACAACAUCAUGGGGAAAAUUUUGGCUUUCAGUACUUGGUGUCUUUGACUGGUCUGGUAACAACCCAUUGCUUCCAGAAUUGUGGAUGCUACCUUAUUUCCUCCCAUUUCAUCCAGGACGGAUAUGGUCCCACUGCCGAAUGGUAUACUUGCCUAUGUCUUAUAUUUACGGAAAGAAGUUUGUCGGCCCAAUUACACCAAUAGUACUGACCCUACGAAAGGAGCUCUACAAUAUACCCUAUGAUGAUAUUAAUUGGGACAAGGCUCGUAACCAAUGCGCUAAGGAGGAUCUGUACUACCGUCAUCCAUUAGGGCAAGAUAUCCUAUGGGCCACUCUUUACAAAUUUGUUGAACCAGUUCUAUCGCAUUGGCCUGGCAGCAAAUUGAGAGAGAAAGCUCUGAAGAAUGCCAUGCAGCAUAUUCAUUACGAAGAUGAGAAUACUCGAUACAUUUGCAGCGGUGCUGUACAGAAGGUAUUAAAUAUGCUUUCUUGCUGGAUAGAAAAUCCUAACUCAGAGGCAUUCAGAUUUCAUAUUCCAAGGGUUCAUGAUUACUUGUGGGUCGCUGAAGAUGGCAUGAAGAUGCAAGGUUACAAUGGCAGCCAGCUCUGGGACACAGCUUUCACAGUUCAAGCUAUACUGGCUACCAACCUUAUAGAAGAUUUUGGUCCUACUAUUAAAUUAGCCCAUGGCUACAUAAAAAACUCACAGCUUCUUCAUGACUGCCCCGGAGAUUUGAGUUACCGGUAUCGCCAUAUAUAUAAAGGUGCAUGGACCUUUUCUACUGCUGAUCAAGGUUGGGCUGUAUCAGAUAGCACUGCAGAAGGAUUAAAGGCCUCAUUGUUGUUAUCAAAAAUUUCUCUGGAAAUUGUUGGUGAACCAUUAAAAGUCAAUAGACUUUAUGAUGCUGUCAAUUGUCUGCUGUCUUGGAUGAAUAACAAUGGUGGUUUUGCAACAUAUGAACUCACAAGGUCUUAUGCCUGGCUGGAGAUUCUCAAUCCUUCUGAGACCUUUGGGGACAUAAUGAUUGAUUACCCUUACGUGGAAUGUACUUCGGGGGUGAUCCAGGGUUUGACAGCAUUUAGGAAGCACUAUCCUGGACACCGCAGGGAAGAAAUAGACAAUUGUAUCCAAAAGGCUGAUAGUUUCAUUCAGAGUAUUCAGAGAAGUGAUGGUUCAUGGUACGGCUCCUGGGCUGUUUGUUUCACUUCUCGGACAUGGUUCGGAGCGAAGGGAUUAAUUGCUGCUGGAAGAACGUACGAGAACUGUCCUGCAAUCAGAAAGGCAUGCAACUUCUUGUUGUCAAAAGAGCUUCCUUGUGGUGGUUGGGGAGAAAGCCAUUUGUCUUGCAAAGGUAAGGUUUACACCAAUCUUGAAGGAGAACGUCCCCACGGAGUAAACACCAGUUGGGCCAUGCUUGCGCUAAUUGAUGCCGGACAGGGUGAGAGAGAUCCAGCGCCGUUGCACCGAGCAGCUAGGAUUCUUAUCAACCUACAAUUAGAGGAUGGGGAGUUCCCUCAGCAAGAGAUCAUCGGAGCAUUCAGCAAAAACUGCGCCAUCAGCUACUCUCAGUACAGGAACAUAUUCCCUAUUUGGGCUCUCGGAGAGUACCGCUGCCGAGUCUUGUUAGGCAGGCAGGAUGCAUCGGUGACCGGCAACACUGCUAGCUGAUGAUACUGAUGAAGUUAUUUUCUUUUUAAAAACAAAAAAAAAAGAAGUCAAGAGUGCAGGUGUUGCGUGGCUUUCUGUACCUGAAACUUACUAUUACCAUAAUAGCAGCAUUAUGGUUUAUUUACAGCUGAAAGUGCACUGUGAUAUCGAAAACAAUAUGUGCUGAUCAUCGUGAAAUAAUGUCGUAUUUAAGGGA